UUUGCUAAUCACUAUUUCGAAGUGUCUCAAGGCAAAAACAGGCUUCUACCACAUGCUGCUCCACCACCACCACCACCACCACCAAAGAGCCAUGCCCAAGUCAACCCCAUUUCUAUUUUCUAUUAUUAUUUUUAUAUAAAUUGUACCCCAUCUUUUCCAACCCAAAAAAAAAUGGAAAUCAUCAGUGUGCUGAUGAGAGUAAGGACCUCCCAUGUGUUUAUUGCUGGAAAAUUACUAAGCUGAGUUUUAGGUGGAAAAUAAAACUCGUUUUUAUUGUGAUGAAGAUGAGCAGGAGAGAAAGGAACAAAAUCUGAUAAAGUGUGGCAGAGAAAUAGUGUCUUCUUUUUAGCCUUGCCCUGUUGUCCUCCUCAACCCCAGGGAACAAAAUCCCCACUUCUUUUUCUUGAUACAAAGGAAAAGUCUUUCGUCUUUUGGUUUUAUUUUCGUUGCUUUUUUUUUUUUUUUUUUCUUGGGAUUCAUCCGCCGUUGAUAUUAAGGAAGAUGUUUCCAGGACUGAUCCAAGUUCAGCCCCAUGAAUCGAUCGUUCCUCAGGAAGAUUUACGGGGCUCGAAUCACCGCGGUGACCCUUGCCUCGUCUUGACUUCCGAUCCCAAACCCCGCCUCCGAUGGACAGCUGACCUCCAUGAACGUUUCGUGGAUGCCGUGACUCAGCUCGGAGGGGCUAAUACUACUCCGAAGGCAAUCAUGCGGACAAUGGGUGUAAAAGGACUGACUCUCUUCCAUCUAAAGAGUCACCUCCAGAAAUACAGACUAGGUAAGCAAUCAGGGAAGGAUAUGGGUGAGGCACCCAAAGAUGGAAUCUCAGCUUCAUACCUUUCAGAAAGCCCCGGCACUAGUAAUUCUUCUCCAAACUUGCCAACUUCUGAUAUAAAUGAGGGUUAUGAAGUCAAGGAAGCACUGAGAGUCCAAAUGGAAGUGCAAAGUAAACUACAUCUGCAAGUUGAAGCUGAGAAGCACUUGCAGAUUCGGCAGGAUGCAGAACGAAGAUAUAUGGCCAUGCUUGAGAGAGCUUGUAAGAUGCUUGCUGAUCAAUUUAUAGGAGGUGGAGUUAUAGAUACGGACAAACAGAAACUUCAAGGAUUGGGGGCUACAACACCCACAAGUUCCUCACAGAAUUUACUUGGCUUCUAUUCUCUACAAUCUGGUGAGUUGGUCAGAUUGCAUGGCCCUGAAGAUGAAGUGCUACCUAGUCUCCAUUCCCAGAGGACCGAUUGUUCCACUGAAAGCUGCUUGACUUCACACGAGAGUCCUGCAGGGUUGCCUCUGGAAGGAUCUCCUGCAGGUGGGAAGAAAAGGAUGCUAAGCUUGGACUCAAUGACUGCGUCGUUGAUUUGGAGUGAAGCCAAAAUGAGAACCCAAGAUGUCAAUGUGCCUCAAGUUGAAACCCAUGGAAUCGCUGGAUAUGGCCUUUAAAUGCUCAAAUUUCCGAUUGAUGGUGAGAACAUUGGUGACCUGUUCUGAUUCAUUAGGUUGGCAGAAUAGAAGUGGAAUCCACUUGUUCCAAGCUGUAAAUUGAAGCUGCUAGUGGUUUAAUAUUAAGACCAGUUGCUCUGAUUAUGCCAAAUCUAAUUUGUUUCUACAGACUCUCAGACGCCAAUCUUAACUUCAUGCAUUUCUCCUCGGUUACUAUUGUUAAAAACGCUUUUCUUUUCUUUU
Messenger RNA from Vitis riparia (riverbank grape), 1677 nucleotides. Its product is annotated as protein PHR1-LIKE 2-like. NCBI's taxonomy places the organism in Eukaryota, Viridiplantae, Streptophyta, Magnoliopsida, Vitales, Vitaceae. Gene Ontology annotation, molecular function: DNA binding; DNA-binding transcription factor activity. The record is from RefSeq and is a predicted model, not a curated record. The coding region runs from base 502 to 1434 and encodes 310 amino acids. The transcript is spliced from 6 exons.